Messenger RNA from Prunus persica (peach), 3577 nucleotides. RefSeq names its product putative U-box domain-containing protein 42. Gene Ontology annotation, biological process: protein ubiquitination. The record is from RefSeq and is a predicted model, not a curated record. NCBI's taxonomy places the organism in Eukaryota, Viridiplantae, Streptophyta, Magnoliopsida, Rosales, Rosaceae. The coding region runs from base 451 to 3366 and encodes 971 amino acids. The transcript is spliced from 4 exons. Gene Ontology annotation, molecular function: protein binding; ubiquitin-protein transferase activity.
GAGAUCACACAAACAUUCAAAGAGCUAUCAGUGACUCGUAAUUGAAAGUUUCAUCUUUGCCAAGUCUUCUGCUUAGCACUCUGGUUUUUGUGGUUUUGUGGUUGAGGUUCACAAGAGCAAGGCUAUAUAGGGCAGACCAACUACAACUGGAUGCCGGUAGGAGCCUUCAUAUGCAUUUUUUCUUCUUCUUUCUUUUUAGCCUUUUACAAUUCUUAUGUGUUUGAGAAAUGAAAAUCAAGGCUCUGGGAGGCUUUCAUACGUCUAUCUACAUAGUGGUAAAGCUCUACCGUUUACAAAUUAGUUUCCCAGCUCAAGGAAGAUGCAAGUCCAGUUGAGAGUCUUGCAGAUUCCAUAUUGGCAUCCAUUUCAGAAAUCACAGAAUUGGUAGUAAGCAUCGAGGUGGAACACGAAAAUUUCAUUGAGAUUGCUUGCUACCUCUAUCGGGCUUCUAUGGCCAUAAUGGAGUUGAAGAUGACUGACACCUGCCCAGAAAAUGCAAUGGAAAUUCUUCAGUCUAUUUCCAAAAGUGUUAAUCUGGCCAAAGAUCUUGUGGAGAGAUGCCAAAUAGGCAUCCAACCAUUUUCAGAUCCUGAACUGAGAAUCAUUAUAGCACAGCUGGAGGAGGUCAUUAAGCACAUAGGAGAAUGCCUGAGCUUGAUACCGCCCUCCACAUUUGGAGACCAACAAUAUGCAGAAGUUGCAGUGCGGUCGCUUUCAAAGGAGAUGCAGAAUGCUCAUUUUGAAGCUCAAACAUCUGAGACCAAUGAACAAGAUACAAAGAUGCUGUCCUUGGAAGAGCAACCAAAGGAAAAACAAACACCAAAAGAAGAAACAGAUCUCUACUCUAUAGAUUUUGAGGUUUCCAUGGAGAAUCCUCAGCUCUUAAAUACACCUCAGCUGAUUGAAAUACUUAAAAGCACAAGUUGGGUCAGCAAAAGAAAACAUGGGAGCAUGAGUGGAUCAUUAACAACAUUUCCACAGGUGGGUGAGUACAUGGAGCCUCUGUAUGAGACUUUCUUCUGCCCACUGACAAAGAAGAUCAUGGAUGACCCGGUAACCAUAAGAAGUGGAGUGACCUACGAGAGGAAAGCAAUUGUUGAGUGGUUUAAGAAGUUCAACGACUCGGAAGAAAUUUUCUGCCCAAUCACUGGACAAAAGUUGAUGAGUAAAUCUUUCAAUGCCAACAUAGCUCUAAAAUCCACAUUAGAGGAGUGGAAGGAAAGGAAUCAGGCAGCAAGGAUUAAGGUUGCGCGUGCAGCAUUGUCCUUGGCUAGUUCAGAGAAUAUGGUACUUGAAGCAGUAAAGGACGUGCAAAGUAUCUGCCAAAGGAACCCUUACAGUAAGGUGCAAGUUCGGAGUGUUGGAAUUUUGCCAUUGCUUGUUCAGUGUCUGGAGUACAAAGACAAAGAUGUUAGAUGUGCAGUGCUGGAACUUUUGAGGCAACUGGUGGAGGAUGAUAACGACAGCAAGGAAAUGAUUGCGCAAACAACGAAUAUUUCAACUAUAAUCAAGAUGCUUUCUAGUAGUCACCAGUCCAUAAGGCAUGCAUCAUUGCUAUACUUGCUUGAUCUUUCAAGAUCACAAUCAUUAUGUGAGAGAAUUGGAUCAGUCACUGGAGCAAUCCUUAUGUUGAUCAGGAUUAAAUAUAGACGGUCUAUUGAUGCCUUUGCUUCAGAAAAAGCAGAUGAAAUCUUAAGGAAUUUAGAGCAUUCGCCAAAUAACAUAAAAAACAUGGCAGAAAAUGGACUUCUGGAACCCCUCCUAAAGAAUCUUACUGAAGGUUGUGAAGAGAUGAUGAUGGAAAUGGCAAGUUACCUUGGGGAAAUUGUUCUUGGACAUGACAGCAAAACUUAUGUUGCUGAGAGGGCCUCUCCUGCUCUCAUCAAAAUGGUACAUAGGGGAAAUACCCUGACCCGAAGGGCAGCAUUCAAAGCUCUAGCACAACUCUCAUCAUACCAGCCAAAUGGAAAAAUACUUGAAGAAGCAGGAAUUGUGCAAAUCAUGGUUGAAGAGAUGUUCAUUCGAAAUAUUCAAAAUGAGCCAAUGAAUUCAAAAAAUGAAGCAGUUGCAAUCCUUGCAAAUAUACUUGAUGCUGGGAUUGAGCUUGAGAACCUCCAGGUUAAUUCUCACGGUCACACCAUGACUUCAGACUAUGUGGUGUGUAACAUCAUGUACAUGCUCAAGAACUCAACCUCAGAUGAACUAAACAACAACCUCAUCAGAAUUCUUUUGUUUAUUGCUAAGAUCCCCAGAUGUGCAGCCACCAUUGUCUCACUGGUAAAAGAAACUGAAGCAAGCUACACCCUCAUUGAAUUCAUCAAUAACCCACAUGAAGAACUUGCCAUUGCCGCGACCACGCUACUAACUGUUCUUUCACCCCUUAUGGGCAAUGUGCUAGCAGAAAGACUCUGCAAAACCAGAGGACAGCCUGAGGAUCUUGUCCAGAGCCCAACUGAUACAACCCCCAUCACCGAGAAGCAGGCAGUUUCAGCAAAAUUUCUAGCUCAACUUCCCCAUCAAAACCUGACGCUCAACCUAGCUCUUCUGUACAAUAAUACAGUGCCUACAAUCCUAGAAGCAAUCAGUCAAAUUCAAAAAAGAGGAACAAGAUCAAGCAGGUUCGAAAGCGCUUACUUAGAAGGUCUAGUAGGCAUUCUAGUCAGAUUCACAACAACAUUAUAUGAACCCCAAAUACUGUUUUCAGCAAGAACACACAAUUUUACAGCAGUAUUCACAGAACUACUCAUACAACCAUCAAGUGAUGAAGUUCAGAGGUUAUCAGCAAUUGGGUUGGAGAAUCUUUCUACAGAGUCAAUAAGAUUAUCCAAACCACCACAAAUCAAGAGAAAGAAGUUGUUCUACCUGCCCAAGUAUCUAUUCUGUGGCUCAUCAAGGAGGAGGAAAAUACCACUGUGCCCGAUUCACGGAGGGGUCUGUUCUUCACAAAACACCUUCUGCAUAGUUGAUGCAAAGGCAGUUGAGAGGCUAUUGGUUUGUCUGGGAAAUGAGAAUGCAGAGGUUGUGGAAGCUGCAUUGUCAACUAUAUGCACUUUGUUGGAUGACAAAGUUGAUGUGGAGAAGAGUGUGAGCAUGCUGAGUGAGGCAAACGCUGUGCAACAUGUUUUGAAUGUGGUGAAAGAGCACAAGGAAGAGGGGCUGUGGCAGAAGUCAUUUUGGGUGAUUGAAAAGUUCUUGAACAAAGGUGGGGAUAAGUCUGCUUCAGAUAUAUCAAAUGACAGGGUGUUGCCUGCCAUACUGGUGAGUGCUUUUCAUCAUGGAGCUGGAAAUACCAGGCAGAUGGCUGAGAAGAUUUUGAGGCAUUUGAAUAAGAUGCCCAAUCUCUAUACUUCCAACUAUACCAUGUAAAACCGUCUGUCUACUCUCAUGGUCAUACAUUGUAAUGGUGCUUUUCAGGAACUGUCAACUGCCAACUGCCAAUUGGCAACUGUCAAAUCUGUGUGCUCCAAUAUAUUAAAAAGUCAUGCUCACAGCAAGCAUGCCAUGUUGUAAAUAGUAAAUGAAAUUUUAUUAUUUUGGUUCCUCACUAAUAGUAACGGAUGUGACUGGAUGGAGUGUC